This is a messenger RNA of Photinus pyralis (common eastern firefly), 4191 nucleotides long. RefSeq names its product serine/threonine-protein phosphatase 6 regulatory ankyrin repeat subunit A-like. The transcript has 2 exons. The record is from RefSeq and is a predicted model, not a curated record. The coding region runs from base 132 to 4190 and encodes 1352 amino acids. Gene Ontology annotation, molecular function: protein binding. NCBI's taxonomy places the organism in Eukaryota, Metazoa, Arthropoda, Insecta, Coleoptera, Lampyridae.
GCAAUGUCAAGUUUGUAUAAAACACUGUAGCUGACCCGAUUUCAUUCAUUAUCCGUGAACCUUUUUAGCAUUCCAAUAAAAGCGAUAAAAGUGCCACGAUAAGCAUGAGAUAAGUCGUUUGUUGUUAAAAGAUGUGUCUUGUGCUGUUAUUCAUUUUGGUCGCACUUUGCACUAACAUAAAUGGCGAAGGGAUACCCAGUUACAAAAUUGGACCACACCACCGUUACCGGAGAACAACAAAUGCCAGAGGCGAUGCUCCACUUCACAUAUCAGCAAAUCAAGCUCAGGGUGCUAAGGUGGCGUCUCUACUACAACGUGGUGCUGAUGUCAACGUCGUAAAUAAACUUUUAAAUGCUCCGUUGCAUUUAGCAGCGUGGAAUGGUGAUCUAAACAUUAUAAAUAUUCUAAUAAGACACGGAGCCAACGUUAACGUUCAAAAUGUCAACAAGGACACUCCACUUUAUUUUGCAGCGUCAAGAGGUCACGAUUCUGUGGUGAAUGCCCUUUUGGCUGCUGGAGCGAAUGCGGAAAUUGAGAACAAAGACAAAAAUACAGCGAUAAUUGGUGCCACUUGGCACGGCCACUACGGUGCAGUCUCCUCACUACUCAAUCGUGGAGCAAAUGUUAACGCUAAAAACAAAAACGGAGACAGUGCAUUACACGUUGCAGCAUCAAGAGGGUAUGUGGACAUUCUGCGACUGGUAAUAUCUAAAGGGGCCCAGCUUGAAUCCAGAACUAAUGUUGGCAACACAGCUCUGCAUACAGCUACAUGGCACGGGAUCAGAGCGACAGUGGCGGUACUCCUAGAUGCGAACGUAGACAAGUGUGCCAAAAACAACCAAGAGGAUACGGCUCUACACAUCGCGGUUGCUCGCGAAUUUAUCGAGAUUAUUAACCUGCUACUAUCCAAAGGGACCAAUCCGAACUGCCCAGGAAAAGAUGGCAACACGCCUUUGCACUUGGCGAUCACGCAGAACAGGCCAAAUGUGAUUUCCGCUCUCAUUAACGGAGGUGCCAGUGUCGAUGCUCAAAACCGCAACGCGGAAACACCAUUACACGUGGCCGUUUUGAGGAAUCUCCCAGACGUCAUUCGACUAUUUCGUUCAAUUGGUGCCAAUAUUAACUCGUUAAACAAACGAAAGGAGACACCUCUCCACCUUGCUAUUAAAGAAAACGCCCGAGACGUCGUGUCCGCAUUGCUUGAGGCGGGGGCCAGUACCGAAACUAAGGAUGUUGAGGGUAACACUCCAUUGUAUUCUGCGGCGUCGCGUGGUUUCGUCCACUUCAUUAAAUUGCUACACAAAUACAAAACUAACAUGGAUACGGUAAAUCGAAACCACGAAACCGCACUUCAUCUCGCGACAAUCAAUGAUCGAUCGGAUGUUGUGAGUGCGCUUCUCGAAGCCGGUGCGAGCGCUACCGCGAAAACUAAGACUGGCGACACACCCGUGCACUAUGCGGCGUCAAGGGGAAGGUCGAACCUAAUCAAGGUGUACUGCACCAAUAAGGUCGAUGUGAACAUCGCGAAUAAAGAAAAAAAUACCCCUCUACAUCUUGCCGUUGGAAAUGACGACGUGGACGCCGUCAAAGUGUUGCUGAAUUGUCGCGCUAGCAAAAACGCGAAAAACAGCAAAUCGCAGACCCCACUCCAUCUUGCCGCGGCUGAAGGUUUAGCUGGAGUUGUUACGGUUCUGUGUGAAGACAACCUGAGUGUUGAUGAGGUGGAUAGAGAGCGCAAUACGCCUUUACACAUCGCGGUGAAAAACGGAGAGGCGAGCGUAAUAAAAGCGUUCAGCAAAUGCAAGGUGAAUAGAGACGCGAAAAACGGAAACGGAGAGACCGCGAUGCACAUUGCUGCCUCGCUGGGAAUGCACGACGCGGUUGCGCUUCUGUGCGCUCAACGUGCGGACGUGAACGCGUACGAUAAAAACAAGAACACCCCGUUGCACUUGGCAGCGCAAAACGGCGAUUUUAAUACCGCGCAAGCAAUCGUAAAAUGCGGCGGUCUUCUGGAUGUCCGAAAUAACGUCAAGGACACGCCGCUUCAUCGUGCUGCAUUGAACGGAUUUGCAAAUGUUAUUAAGCUGUUGUGCGGAAAAGCUGAUAUUAACGCGCAGAACAACGUUAAAGAAACCCCUCUUCUUGUGGCCGUUAAUUCGGGCAGCGAAGAAGCUAUCAACGCCCUACUUGAUUGUGGCGCAAAUACGGGCGCAAAGAAUGCCAACGGGGAGACAGCACUGCAGUUGGCGACAUCCGCGGGGAUGGUUGACGUAAUAAAGACGCUGUGUGCCCGAAAAGUUGACAGAAACGCGUUGGACACUGCCGUUUCCAUCGCAGCAGAUAAUGGGGAUGAUAAAACGAUGAAAGUGCUGCUUGAGUGUGGCGCAAGGAAAGAUGCAAGCAACGGGGAUGGCGAUACGCCAUUGCACGUCGCCGCGGCGAAUGGGUUCCCAAAACUUGUGAAAGUUCUAUGCACUUUCCAGUUUAAUGUUAACGCAGUAAACAAGGAUGGUAAUACGCCGCUUCACGUCGCAACUUUAUUUGAUAAACCCGAAGCUUUGGGCGCACUACUCGAAUGCGGCGCUGCCAAGGAAGUGAGGAACGGUAAUGGUGACACAGCGUUACACCUCGCCGCAGCACAUGGUUUUCCCAAGGUUGUUAGAUAUUUAUGCAAUGGCAAGGCGGAUGUAAAUGCACUGAAUAAGGAUAAAAACACACCUCUUCAUGUCGCAUCGUUGUACGAUAAACCAGAAGCCUUAACCGCACUGCUUGAGUGCGGUGCAGAGACAACUGGACUAAACGUUAACGGUGACACUGCUCUACACCUCGCCGCGGCUGAAGGAUUUCCAAGAGUUGUAAAAUCCUUAUGCGAUUACAAAGCGAAUGUAAAUGCCACGAACAAGGAUAAAAACACACCUCUUCACGUCGCAGCCUUGUUUGAUAAACCAGAAGUCCUAAAAUCACUUUUGGAAUGCAAUGCGGCAAAGAAUGCAAAAAACGUCAACGGUGACACAGCUCUACACCUCGCCGCCGCUGAAGGAUUUCCGAAAGUGGUCAAAGGUUUGUGCGACUUCAAGGCAGAGUUGAAUGCUGCGAACAAAGAGAAAAACACACCUCUUCACGUAGCAGCUUUAUUCGAUAAAGUGGACGCGUUAAACUCAUUACUCGAGUGCGGGGCAAACAAAAACGCAAGAAACGUUAACGGUGACACACCGCUGCACCUCGCCGCCGCACAAGGUUUUCCGAAGGUUAUACAGACCCUGUGUCAUUAUAAGGCAGAUAUGAAUCCCGUAAACAAAGAUCAAAACACUCCCCUCCAUCUGGCAGCGUUGUUCGGUAAAGCAGGCGCACUAUCCGUACUGCUCGAAUGCGGUGCAGACCAAGACGCGAAAAACGUCAACUUAGACGCUGCUCUCCAUCUGGCCGCCGGGGAAGGAUUUACGAAAGUUAUCAAAUCGUUAAGCGAGCAUAAAGCAGAUCUGAAUGCUAUAAACAAAGACAGAAACACGCCUCUUCACGUUGCAACUCUGUUCGGCAGAGUUGAAGCCGUAACAGCGUUACUAGAAGGCGGCGCAGACACUGAAGCGAGAAACAUUAACGGCGAAUCAGCGCUACACCACGCCGCUGCAAAUGGAUUUCCGAAUAUUGUCAAAGUCUUGAGCAAGUACCGCGCAAAUGUCAACGCCGCAAAUAAAAAUCAUAGUACUCCCCUUCACUAUGCCAUCAGAAAUGGGGAGGAGAAGGCUGUGAUCGCAUUACUGGAACAAGGAGCUGAUCAAAAUGUGAGAGAUUCUGAAAAUAAAACACUGCUUGAGAUAGCUAGUGAAAGUGGCAACGUUGAAAUCUUAAGGACAUUGUUACAAAAUGGUGUAGGUGCUAACCAGGAAAGUAUAGAUGGGCGAGGAAAUACCGCAUUACACCAAGCAGCGGAGCGUGGGGCAACUGCAAUGGUCAACGUUUUGCUUGAUAACGGUGCCAACGCCGGUCUUCGAAACAAAGCAGGACGUACUGCUCUGGACAUAGCCGUCACAAAGGGCAACGUGGACGUUGCCAAUGCGCUUUUGUCGCGUCGAUCUUCGAUUGACAGUACGGAUAAGGACAACAAUACACCGUUGCACACCGCGUCAUGGCACGGAGCAACUGAAAUAGUUGAAGCUUUACUCGAUAAGGGCGCGAAUGCAAACUGCUGAG